Messenger RNA from Columba livia (rock pigeon), 664 nucleotides. Its product is annotated as feather keratin 1-like. NCBI's taxonomy places the organism in Eukaryota, Metazoa, Chordata, Aves, Columbiformes, Columbidae. The transcript has a single exon. Bases 53 to 367 code for a protein of 104 amino acids. Gene Ontology annotation, molecular function: structural constituent of cytoskeleton. The record is from RefSeq and is a predicted model, not a curated record. Gene Ontology annotation, cellular component: intermediate filament.
GCGCUUGCUCAACAGCCUCUCGUCCCUUCCAGGGCUCCUCCACACCACACACAUGGCCUGCUACGACGCCUGCCGCCCCUGCGGACCCACCCCGCUGGCCAACAGCUGCAACGAGCCCUGUUCCCUGCAGUGCCAGGACUCCCGCGUCCUCAUCCAGCCUCCCGCCGUGCUGGUCACCCUGCCAGGACCCAUCCUCACCUCCCACCCCCAGAGCACCGCCGUCGGAUCCUCCUCAUCGGCUGCCGUGGGCAACGAACUCAGUGCCCAGGGAGUUGCCAUCAACUCCGGCGCCUUUGGCUACGGCAACGGCUCUGGCUUUGGAGGCCUGGGCUGCUUUGGCGGCAGAAGGGGCCGCUACAUCUGCUAAGGGCCCUCGCCAACACCCCUGACACCAACCACACACACCCUGGAAGCAACGGCAUGGAUUGAGGACACACACCUCUAGGCCCUUUCAGGCACACGGACCUGCUGUCCAUUGCUCCUCUUCUCCGGGCAGCAAGCACAGAAGCAAGGAAGGGGCCAGCCUGGGCUGCCUUCAUUCCUUGUCAAAAUAUCUUCUCCUCUUCUCCCACCUCUUUCUUUGUACCUCAGACUUGCUGUUUUCCACUUGGUACUCCUACCUUUGCACUCUUUUUGGUCCCAAAUAAAGUUCUCUUGCACCCCA